AGUCAUGGUGUUCAGUCAACUCAACUAAUAAUUAAUAUAUAACAGUCAAUAAAACAAACUUUUCUCCUUAGUGGGUAAAAUAUUCUCCGACGUCGAAAGUACCGUUUUGGUGAACAUUUUUGUAAAUUAUAAAUAUGCGCGAAAUUGUACAUCUUCAGGCUGGACAGUGCGGUAACCAGAUUGGUGCCAAGUUCUGGGAGGUGAUCUCAGACGAGCACGGUAUCGACCCCACCGGAACCUACCACGGAGAUUCGGACCUCCAACUCGAGAGAAUCAAUGUCUACUACAACGAGGCCACUGGUGGAAAAUAUGUCCCUCGUGCAGUCCUGGUGGAUCUCGAACCUGGGACCAUGGACUCCGUGAGGUCCGGACCCUUUGGUCAGAUCUUCAGACCAGACAACUUUGUCUUCGGACAGAGUGGAGCUGGUAACAACUGGGCCAAGGGUCACUACACCGAGGGUGCCGAGCUCGUGGACUCCGUUCUUGACGUUGUCAGAAAGGAGGCCGAGAGUUGUGACUGUCUCCAGGGAUUCCAACUUACACACUCUCUGGGUGGUGGCACUGGAUCCGGCAUGGGAACUUUACUCAUCAGCAAGAUUCGUGAGGAGUACCCCGACAGAAUCAUGAACACUUUCUCAGUUGUUCCCUCACCUAAGGUGUCCGACACCGUUGUAGAACCAUACAACGCCACUCUGUCAGUACAUCAACUUGUUGAAAAUACUGACGAGACAUACUGUAUUGACAACGAGGCUCUGUAUGACAUCUGCUUCAGGACGCUCAAACUGACCACGCCUACAUAUGGAGACUUGAACCAUCUCGUGUCAGCCACAAUGUCCGGUGUUACCACGUGUCUUCGUUUCCCGGGUCAGCUGAACGCCGAUCUCCGUAAACUGGCCGUCAACAUGGUUCCUUUCCCACGUCUUCACUUUUUCAUGCCAGGUUUCGCACCUCUUACAUCUCGUGGUAGCCAGCAGUACAGGGCUCUUACUGUUCCUGAGCUUACCCAACAGAUGUUCGACGCCAAAAACAUGAUGGCUGCCUGUGACCCACGUCACGGACGUUACCUCACCGUCGCCGCCAUGUUCCGUGGCCGUAUGUCUAUGAAGGAGGUCGACGAACAGAUGUUGAACGUCCAGAACAAGAACAGUAGCUACUUUGUCGAAUGGAUCCCCAACAACGUGAAGACCGCCGUCUGUGAUAUUCCGCCACGUGGUCUUAAAAUGGCCGCAACAUUCAUCGGUAAUAGCACUGCCAUCCAGGAACUGUUCAAGCGUAUCUCCGAACAGUUCACGGCUAUGUUCCGUCGUAAGGCUUUCUUGCAUUGGUACACUGGCGAGGGUAUGGACGAGAUGGAGUUCACCGAGGCGGAGUCGAACAUGAACGACUUGGUAUCAGAGUACCAGCAGUACCAGGACGCCACCGCCGAGGAGGAGGGCGAAUUUGACGAGGAAGAAGAAGAAGACGCGCAACAAGAACAACAAUAUGCAAAAUAAACAUUUGAUAUUUAGUUCACAAAAUCACCCUUUAAGAUGUGUUGUUAUCUUUUCUUGCUUUAGACCAGGAAAAAAAAACGCGCACAGUUUGGACCAGAAAAAAAUACGAGCCUAGUCUGGACAAACAAACAAACAAACAAACAAAACAAGUCUAGUUUGGACCAGAAAAAAAUAAAUGCCCAAUUUGUGUUGGAAAGUGAAUUUCUUUGCUAUAUUUUGCAAUUUUACAAUAAAAUCUAUGAAGGCCA
Mercenaria mercenaria is the source of this 1741-nucleotide messenger RNA. RefSeq names its product tubulin beta-4B chain-like. The transcript has 4 exons. Bases 135 to 1493 code for a protein of 452 amino acids. Gene Ontology annotation, biological process: microtubule cytoskeleton organization; mitotic cell cycle. Gene Ontology annotation, cellular component: microtubule; cytoplasm. Gene Ontology annotation, molecular function: GTPase activity; GTP binding; structural constituent of cytoskeleton. The record is from RefSeq and is a predicted model, not a curated record. NCBI's taxonomy places the organism in Eukaryota, Metazoa, Mollusca, Bivalvia, Venerida, Veneridae.